GAGACCUCGGAGUGACGGAGAAGUGGGAAGGGCGGCCGCGUCCCCACCCACUCCGGGGACCGCGGCCCGGGAGCUGCAAGGCUAGCGGCUCGCCGCGGCGCGGUCGGAACCGCGGGGCAGCAGCGCCUCCUGCAGGUGCUAGGCGCCUCCGCAGCCGCCGCGCAGCUCCGACUCUUAAGGUGGAACCGGCCUCGUUCCCCACCGGCGCUUUCGGCUAUUCCGCAAUCUUGCUUCCACCCGCGGCGUCUCCCUCAAGAAGCGGGCCUGGCGGUCCAGAAGGGUCGGAGUCUGAUGGUUCCUGCUGCUAUUUCCUUGAUCCCUUGACCCCACUAUCUGCAGAUCCUCGUCUGCGGAUGCCCCGGUAUCGAUUUCGACAAUCACAAUUGAUAAUUCCCUGCUGGUGUAAAAGGAUGCCUAGAUGUGGUGUGGGUAUGAAUUCAUCGAUUAUUGGACAAGUGACUUCAUCGAACUCGAGAUUACCGGGGAAAACCUACGAGCCCGGCACGUAGCCCGGGAAAACCCCGAGCAGGGCACGAACAAGCCAACUCUGGUUCCGGUGCCAUUUGCAAGCCCGUUCUCUGGUGAAGAGGGAAACGGAUCCGCGCCCACGUUUGCUCCCUUUGGGGUCUGGACUGGCGGCGCCCCCAGCGCGAGGGAUGGCCCGGACCGGUGCCUCUCCCCACCCUUUUCCCCCACCUCGUGGUUCUGCACGCGAAUCCAGUCUCUCCACGGGUCACCCUGGGGCCAAACGCGCCGGGCAAGUCCCAUCCGGCGCUUUCUCGCUGGGGCCGAAGGGCAGAUAGAUGGGGGUGCUUGGGCGCUCGGAGCUCGAAGCAGUGAAUUAUCCCCGGACCCAGGUUCCCCGGUCGCCAGGCGCGGGAGAAGGAGGGGUUUGGGCCUCCAGUCCGCGGUCUCGGAGAUCCCAAGAAGCACUUGUAGUCUCGUGGCUUUCCCUGGGGGAAAGCAGACUUUGGUAGACACACCGCGCCGCGCCAGAGUAGGUUCUCAACUUGCCGAGAGCCCUGCCGGGGGUGCUCCGCCCCGGGGGGAGGCCUUAGAGGUGUGGGGGGGGGGUGCAGGAGGCCACCCGGGUCAAGUGGGCCGAGUUUCAGAAUAGCCAGUGUCGCCUUAUCACGUUGACAUGUUAAGAAGGGUCCUUCGUGGAAAAUCACUUUUAGUCAACUUUGUUGUCGUGGAGUUAUAAGGAGGGAAGGAAGGCAAAAGAAAGGAGACAGACCUUAUAAAAAAAAAACCUGGGGAAAAGGAGUGGUCAGAUGGUGGAGAGGGAGGAAGGCAAGGAAGGAUAGAGAAGGCUUUCCUUCUUUGUUCUUUAAAAGCCCAGCACUUUUUUUCUAAAUCAAAAUAGAGAGCCAGUCUUCUUGGAGCAUGGUUAGGUAACUGAGAGAUACUGUUUAUUAGUUCACUUUUAAAGAAUUUGCUGGGUUGAACAAAAUUUUUAGAAGGAUCUUUCUCACCCACCCCCUGCUUAAGCUCAACUCAUUUUGAUUUCAAACAGAUUUGAGAUAAAAAAUUUCAGAAGAGAAAAUGUGUGCAUGUAUCUGUACAUAUAUACACAUGCAACGGAGUUUGUAUUCCCUCUAGUCUAUUUCUAAGACAAGCAAUUCUAUAGGAAAUUACAUAUGAUGGCUGAUUUUUUCCUAGUAUUGUAUUGUCACCAGAGAGGAGUCCUGGAUUGUCUUUCUCUUCAUUACCCAUUAAUAAAUCUAAGAGAGAACUCAUUGUACAAUUGUGGCUCUUUUCCCUCUCACUUUCUGACUUUCUUUCCCACACAUUAACACACACACACAGAAUAUACAUUAUGUGCAGAUUUUCCCCUAAUCAACCUGUAAUGUAUCAUGUAUAAAUCCAUGCCCAUGUUUCCAUUGAA
Molecule: messenger RNA, 1888 nt
Organism: Cervus elaphus (red deer)
Lineage: Eukaryota; Metazoa; Chordata; Mammalia; Artiodactyla; Cervidae
Exons: 4
Coding region: 419-1117 (232 amino acids)
Source: RefSeq, a predicted model, not a curated record